Molecule: messenger RNA, 2455 nt
Organism: Otolemur garnettii (small-eared galago)
Lineage: Eukaryota; Metazoa; Chordata; Mammalia; Primates; Galagidae
Product: telomerase-binding protein EST1A-like
Exons: 6
Coding region: 140-913 (257 amino acids)
Biological process (GO): nuclear-transcribed mRNA catabolic process, nonsense-mediated decay
Cellular component (GO): telomerase holoenzyme complex
Molecular function (GO): telomeric repeat DNA binding; telomerase RNA binding
Source: RefSeq, a predicted model, not a curated record
CAUCCUGUAGGUUAUUGCAGCCGACUGCAAAAGGGUCACAGUGCUGAAGUAUUUUCUGGAAGCCCUUUGUGGACAAGAAGAGCCUCUGCUGGCAUUCAAGGGUGGAAAAUAUGUGUCAGUGGCACCCGUCCCAGACACCAUGGGAAAGGAAAUGGGAAGCCAAGAGGGAAAACAACUGGAAGAUGAGGAGGAGGACGUGGUGAUUGAAGACUUUGAGGAAGAUUCAGAGGUCGAAGGCAGUGGGUGUGAGGAUGACAUCAGAGAACUUCGAGCCAAGAAGCUGGCUCUGGCCCGGAAGAUAGCUGAGCAGCAGCGUCGCCAAGAAAAGAUCCAGGCUGUUCUGGAGGACCAGAGCCAGAUGAGGCAGAUGGAGCUUGAGAUCAGACCCCUGUUCCUUGUACCAGACACCAACGGCUUCAUUGACCACCUGGCCAGUCUGACACGGCUGCUGGAGAGCAGGAAGUACAUCCUGGUGGUGCCCCUUAUCGUGAUCAAUGAGUUGGAUGGCCUGGCCAAGGGGCAGGAGACAGACCAUCGAGCUGGAGGCUAUGCUCGCGUGGUACAAGAAAAGGCCCGCAAGUCCAUCGAGUUCCUCGAGCGGCGAUUCGAGAGUCGGGACUCUUGCCUACGGGCCCUGACCAGCCGUGGCAACGAACUUGAAUCUAUCGCCUUCCGCAGUGAGGAUAUCACUGGCCAGCUGGGUAACAAUGAUGACCUGAUCCUCUCCUGCUGCCUUCACUACUGCAAAGACAAGGCUAAGGACUUCAUGCCCACCAGCAAAGAGGAGCCAAUCCGGCUACUGCGGGAGGUGGUGCUGUUGACUGAUGACCGGAACCUGCGUGUGAAAGCACUGACAAGGAACGUGCCUGUGCGGGACAUCCCAGCCUUCCUCACAUGGGCCCAGGUGGGCUGAGGGGGCCACACCAGGGCCCACCCCCAUGGAACCGUUCCUGAAAGGCCACGAGGCGCCCAGUGUAGCACGGAAGAUGCCCACGUGCCUGAGCCACCAAUCCACCCAGACAAUAAACCAUCCUCUUCCAAUCCACGCCGUGGCCAUGCUGUGGGGGAGCUGCUCCUCACAGAGCCCCUCCCAAGGGUCGGGCGGAAGCUGCUGGGACCCUCCUGGGCUGCCAGGAUUUAGUAGGGAGGUGGCUGGCUACAGCAACAGCAGGUGGGCAAGCCAGAUAGGCUGCCCAAGCUCUCAGCCUCUCUCCCUCCCCUUGUCUCAUUUCAAGGCUGAGGGAGGGCCUCCUCACCCUGGGACUCAGCCAUUCUCUGACAGAGAUGGCAGGCGUUUUAGAGUUUCCAUCAGAUGCAGGCGAAUCUUAGGUUCCUUUAAUCUUCAGAACCUCUGUCCUGAAUGUGUUUAAGGAGUUUCAGUUAUGUCACGAAGAAGUUGUCCAGGGUGUGUCUCUAUCUCCCUGAGGCCUAGAUUUGAAUUCCCCUGGACCUAAGUUGGGUUUUGGGUUCCAUGUUCCUAACAGCAGCCCUAGACCCCCACCUUCUCUAUCCCCAACCUUAUACAUACCCCUAUCCUCUGCUCUUCUUUUCUGCCCUUAUCAGUCUGGGUCUCUUGCACUUUACCACUUGUUUUCCCCCUGAACAGUAGAGAAAGGGACAUCUGGUCUCAGGCCCCAUACAUCCUGGGUGGCCUUCGCCUGCAAUCUUUCCCCUCAUUGGCCUUCCUUUCAUUCUAGUUCCCUCUUCAGGAAGUUUCCUCAGACUCUUAGUUCCCCUCUUCUUGUCCUCCCUCCUUCCAGAACACCUCCUUACCCUCCUUCCCUUUCUAUUGGAUCCCUUUCACCUCCUGAUGCCCUCAACUUCCUCACCUCAGUUCUGUCUUAGGGGUUCUCACUCUGAAUCUUCGUCUCCUCCUACCUGUGGCAGAAGCCUAGUAAAGCUUUCCCACCCAUAUCCUUCUAUGCCAGGCCCCUGUGCUCUUGAGAAACUUCCCAGGCUUACAUAGCCCAGACCGUAAUGCAGUUCAAUGCCAGGGUGUAACAUUGCCUAGCCUGGAGUUUUUGUCAUUUCUGCCUUUCCCUUGACUUCCCAGAAGAACUGAUGCAGGGGCCCUUUAGCAUUUGAGUGUUUUGUUGUCCUUUUAGCUGGUACCCAUGUUCAGAACCUCAGCAGGAAAGCGUCCUGCUGGAAAUGAGUUCCUCCAACCCAGGGGCAGGGAUAAGGACUAGGGAAAGACAGGGUUUUAGGUGGAGCCACAGGUGAAUCUUGGUGGGACCAGUGGGGAAACACCCCCAAGAACCUACAGCCUGCCCAGAGGAUGGGAGCACUGCUCUGGCCACCCUGAGAGACAGGACUAUGACAGAAGGAGGGGAGACUAUGCAUGAGAGCCAAGGCCAAUAGUUUUGGGGUCAUGAGUCCCCCAGACCCUCAGAAGACUGAGCUGGGGUAUAGGGUCCCUGCCUCUCCUUUGAGAUCCCCUGACAAAACUGAUGAC